CUCUGCUUUCUCGCUCUUCCAAUGUUCAAGAAUACUCUCGUCCCCUUCUCUUCUUCCUCAUUUCGUCUCACCACCUUCCUCUCAUCGGCUCCUCCACUUCUAGGCAUCCCUGCAUCUUCCGCAAUCUUCGAGCGAGCAAGCAUCUGCCGGAGAAAUAAGUCCGAACUAUCUCCAGGCAUCGGGACAAGAGUGACAGGCCCCUCCAAGCUACCCCGCGUCCAUAAUAAAUCGACAUCAUCGGCCGCCAUCGUUCCCGCCCAAUUUCUUCCUUCCCCUUCUCAACUUCUUUCCCAAACAUCUAAACAUUCAUACGCCACCAUGUCUUCUGAUACUGUUGGAAAGACCAUUACUUGCAAGGCUGCCGUCGCCUGGGAGGCUGGCAAGGACCUGUCCAUUGAGGACAUUGAGGUUGAGGCCCCCAAGGCCGGUGAGGUCAGAAUCCAGAUCUACUACACUGGUGUCUGCCACACAGAUGCCUACACUCUCUCCGGCAAGGAUCCCGAAGGUGCCUUCCCCAUUGUUCUUGGACACGAGGGUGCUGGUAUCGUCGAGUCCGUUGGUGAGGGCGUCACCAACGUGAAGGCUGGUGAUAAUGUUGUUGCUCUUUACACACCCGAGUGCAAGGAGUGCAAGUUCUGCAAGUCCGGCAAGACUAACCUCUGCGGCAAGAUUAGAGCCACCCAGGGCAAGGGUGUCAUGCCCGACGGAACCUCGCGCUUCAAGUGCAAGGGUAAGGACCUCCUCCACUUCAUGGGUACCUCAACCUUCUCCCAAUACACCGUCGUUGCCGACAUCUCGGUCGUCAAGAUCACCGACAAGGCCCCCAUGGACCGCACCUGCUUGCUUGGCUGUGGUAUCACCACUGGUUACGGUGCUGCUGUCAUCACCGCCGGAAAGGGCGGUGUCGAGAAGGGCUCCAACGUUGCUGUCUUCGGUGCCGGCUGUGUCGGUCUUUCGGUCAUCCAAGGUUGCGUCAAGAACGGCUCUUCCAAGAUCAUCGUCGUCGACGUCAACAACAGCAAGAAGGAGUGGGCUGAGAAGUUCGGUGCCACUGACUUCGUCAACCCCAUGGAGCUCAAGGAUCAGACUAUCCAGGAGAAGCUCAUUGAGAUGACUGAUGGUGGUUGCGACUACACCUUCGACUGCACUGGCAACGUUCACGUCAUGAGAUCGGCUCUCGAGGCUUGCCACAAGGGUUGGGGUGAGAGUAUUGUCAUUGGUGUUGCUGCUGCUGGACAAGAGAUUUCUACCAGACCUUUCCAACUUGUGACUGGUCGCGUCUGGAAGGGCUGUGCUUUCGGUGGUGUCAAGGGCCGUUCCCAACUCCCUGACCUCGUCGACGACUACCUUAACGGCAAACUUAAGGUCGAUGAGUUUAUCACCCACAGACAACCCCUCGACAAGAUCAACGCCGCCUUCCAGGACAUGAAGGCUGGUGACUGCAUUCGCUGCGUCGUCAACAUGCGCGAGUAAGCGAGCGACCAAGAGCAAGAUGGAAUCAAUCAAACGAUAUAACGAUAAUGCUUGGAGCUAAUGUUGCUUGGUUCGAAUGAAAAGAGCAAGUCUGAUUUGACGGUGGAGGCUGUACGCGCAACACUUGUAGAUACCUUUUUGCUAUAUGGCUUCUUCUGGGAGUCUAUGACACAAACAAAAUACUUUUUGGACCCGGGUUAUUUCCCUGUAGACUGCAUUGUCUCUUAAAGUCUCGUUGCUGGUGUUCCCACCACUUUCUCUCGCUAACAAAUCUACCGAG
Aureobasidium subglaciale EXF-2481 is the source of this 1753-nucleotide messenger RNA. RefSeq lists its product as uncharacterized. Gene Ontology annotation, biological process: formaldehyde catabolic process. NCBI's taxonomy places the organism in Eukaryota, Fungi, Ascomycota, Dothideomycetes, Dothideales, Saccotheciaceae. The transcript has 3 exons. Bases 22 to 1473 code for a protein of 483 amino acids. Gene Ontology annotation, molecular function: S-(hydroxymethyl)glutathione dehydrogenase [NAD(P)+] activity; zinc ion binding. The record is from RefSeq and is a predicted model, not a curated record. Gene Ontology annotation, cellular component: cytosol.